AUGUCCUCCGGCCUACUCCUCGUGCGUGGUCUAUUCAGCUGCGCCGCCGCCGCCGCGCACGCGGGCGUGCCCACAGACACGCUCAUCUCCGCGCAGGACCCGCUGCUGUCCCCGACAACCGAGCCUCCCGCGAACGGGACGCGCUUCCGGCCGUACGCGAGCCCGGACCACCACGUCACGAAGGCGCGGUACAUCACCAGCAACGACCCGCGGGGCUACAUCCCAGUGUAUGAGUACCCGCUCAACGGCCAGUGGAUCAUGCUCGACAUGGACGACGGGUAUGUGCUCUGGACCGGCAUCUGGAAAGACCAUACUCACGGUGCCCCCACAGCCGACAUUGUCAAGAUUAUUGACUCCCACCCCGACCUCGCCGCACAGCUGCGACGGGUACGCGGCGGGUAUCUGAAGAUCCAGGGUACCUGGAUGCCAUACGAAAUUGCCCUCAGCCUUUCCCGCAGGGUUGCGUGGCCGAUACGCUACGACCUCGUCCCCCUUUUCGGGUACGUUAUCCGUGGCGCGAAUUAG
Molecule: messenger RNA, 525 nt
Organism: Trametes versicolor FP-101664 SS1
Lineage: Eukaryota; Fungi; Basidiomycota; Agaricomycetes; Polyporales; Polyporaceae
Product: DNA-binding domain of Mlu1-box binding protein MBP1
Exons: 4
Coding region: 1-525 (174 amino acids)
Cellular component (GO): MBF transcription complex; SBF transcription complex
Molecular function (GO): transcription regulator activity; DNA binding
Source: RefSeq, a predicted model, not a curated record